This is a messenger RNA of Hydractinia symbiolongicarpus, 4267 nucleotides long. RefSeq names its product EH domain-binding protein 1-like. The coding region runs from base 118 to 3369 and encodes 1083 amino acids. The transcript has 25 exons. The record is from RefSeq and is a predicted model, not a curated record. NCBI's taxonomy places the organism in Eukaryota, Metazoa, Cnidaria, Hydrozoa, Anthoathecata, Hydractiniidae. Gene Ontology annotation, molecular function: protein binding.
UCGAUCUUCGGCAUACCGGCAGAUUUUCCGUUUUCUGAUGGCCGCCAAGCACGCUAGUACAGAUGCUGCAAAAAAGGGGCAGAUAUGUAAGUGUACAUAAAUCCUAUAGACAAGAAAAUGACAUCUGUUUGGAAGCGUAUACAAAGAGUUGGAAAGAAAGCUGCUAAAUUUGAAUUCAUAGCGCAACUCCAAUCACUUACUAUUGAAUGUAAAAAAGAUAAGAAAUGGGUUCCUACAAAACUAGUUGUACUAUGGCAGCGUGGGGCCAAUAGAAGAAAGUAUUCAAAAUCCUUUAACUUUCAACCUGGUAUUGCAAAACCGUACCGAGGUGUUAUGGUAUGGGCUGAACCUGAAGAAUUAGAAAUGAUAUGUACACUUUACAAGGAUGAUAAACCAGAAGCUCCUUUUGAACCCAAGGACUGGACAUUUAUCAUUCUUGAUGAAUCUUCAGGUAGAAGGAAACCUUUAGCACAAGCUUCGAUUGACAUGGCAAAAUACUUCAGCAUUGAACCUUCAUGUAAACAAAUGACAAUUAAAAUGAAAGCUGCCAAUAACAAAGUGAAAACUGCUCAAAUAGACAUUGCACUCUCAUGCGUGUUUCUUCGUGAAGGAAAAGCAACUGAUGAGGAUAUGUUAAGUGUGGCUAGUAUGAUGAGCCUGAAUGAUAUCGAAAAUUUUGAUUUUGAUGAAGAUAACCGUGCAAGCAAUAAAAAAGGCAGUCGUUUGUCAGGCUCGUUUCCAGACACAAGUGUUUUAUCAACAGCUUCUGAGCAUAGCUUUUCCUCACAUACUGAUCAAGAAGAAUCAUUUCACAGUCAACAAAGUUCAUCUCCAAUGAAUCUGAAGAAAUCAACUCCUAACAAACAGGUUGUAUACUUAAGUCCAAAGUUUUCUGCUUCUCCAGUGUCUCAGGAAAAGAAUGCAGAGAUUUCAAACGUAGUAAAGAGAGGAAAACCCGACCAAGACUUACUAGCAUGGUGUCAGAAGAUAACUGCUGGUUAUCGAGGUGUUAAAGUGACGAAUAUGACAACAUCAUGGCGAAGUGGACUGGCGUUUUGUGCCAUUCUUCAUUAUUUUCACCCAGAGCUUGUUGACUACCCGAGUCUUUCACCACACAACAUUAAAAAUAACAACAAACUGGCAUUUGAUGGUUUUGAAUUUCUCGGUAUCUCAAAAAUUUUGGAUCCAAAUGACAUGGUACGCGCAGCUACUCCUGAUAAACUCACUGUGAUGACUUACCUUCAUCAAAUUAAGCAUCAUUUCGAAACGAACAAAACAACCACAACCAUCAACUCAUUAAUGUCACAAUACAAAUUUAUUACUGGUACUGAAGAUAUGUUUUCCAACUUAACUAAAAAUACCUCGCCUACCCAUCAGGCUGAUAAAAAGAAACGAAAUAAAGAUAAAAAAUCAACGAGUAAAAAAAGUAAACUAAAAUCGAACGUUGAAGUUGAUAGUGUCACGGAUGCGCAAGAAAUUGACUCUAUAUUAAAUAAGUUGAGAGUUGAUGAGCAUAUAAAUGAAGUAAAGAAAUACAGAGAGCCAGAACCAGCGCCACCCGUGAAAGCAGAAGUUCAACAACAGCAACAUCAUGUGGAGAGAGCUUCAAGUGUUGAUGAGGAUGAAAUGUUGAACACAAUCAUUGAAAAAACCUCAACGCAAAAGGAUGAAUUACAGACAGAAAAACCUGCUCAAUUCAACAAGAAUUCUAUGGAUGGGCCUGUCAAACAUUCCACGUCACUUUUAAGGGAAGUUUCCAACGAAGACAAUGAACCGUCAAAAAAAUUAGAACUUGCUGUCACAAGCAAAUAUGAUAAAGUCCUCGAAACUUCAUCUACCCCUAAAAUUAGGGCAACAGAAAAAGCGAAAAGAAAACUCCCAUUAACUUCACAAUUCGAAGGGGUCCAGAAGAAAUCAGACAAUAAGCACAGCACAUCAGCAGAAGUGCACACUAUUUCUGAUUCCAUUUGUGCUGACAAUAACGAACAAGAUGUUAAACAAAAGGAUUAUAGUGAUAAUUAUACUGUCGAGACGAUGAAAGAACACGGGGAAAAUAAAGAAAAAGAAAAACAUCCUCCAGGAUGUGAACAGGAUAGACAAGACAUAAUUCAAGAACGAGCUCGCCAGUUAAUAAUGGAGGCUCGAAUGAAAACACAAUCAGCCGAUGUUGAAAAGACGGAUUCAGAGAAGCAGAAAGAAAUCAAUACACGUGGUCGUAAUUUUGUUGAAGUGCAGAAACAUAAAGACAAGAUCUUACAAGAAAAACUGAACAUGCAAGAAGAUCGCAAAAAGUUAUUAAGAGCUCAAGCUAACCAGUUGCUAGAAGAAGCCAAAUUUCAAGGGGCUGCUACUAAUAUUGACCAAAGCAAUUUGUCGGAUUCACAGUCGUCUCCUUGCGAGGAAGAACCGCCGCCAGCGAUGUCGGCCCCUUCCGAGUUCAACAGGAACCCGUUCACUCUUGUAAAAAAGAAGAGCUUGAAACAGCUGACUUCGAAUCAAUAUUUGAAAGCCGAAAAAAAGGAGAAGUCGAAAGCUAAGCAAGCCCAACUGAAGAAAACGCCUCCUAAAGAUGCUGUUUCAUAUGCCGAGUCAAGAAAAGUACAAUUCGAUGCUUUAGAACAAGACUUUCACCACAAACCGAAAAGAGAUGUGGCUGCUGAAAUUGCUGCAGAGCUUGCAAAAAUGAGAGAGGAAGAAGAGGCUGCGCAACGAAUGAUUGACGCUGUCGAGCAUCCUAUUGUUGAUGAGAGUAAGGAGGAAGGGGAGGAAGUAGAGAGUUCUGAAGAGGAGGAAGAAAAUGUGCCGGUUGACGAUUAUUUUUACGAGUUAGAGAACUUUAAUUUGCGAUCAGCCGGCGAGUAUUACACAAACGAGCUGGUUGAAUUAGAGAAAGAAACGAAAGCGUUGGAUAGAGUUGCACAAAAAUUGGAACUGGAGCUGAGGAAAUCCAUGGCUGUUGGUGAUAAAGAAGAAGAAGAAGAUCUGCUUCAAGAAUGGUUUAACUUGGUUAACAAAAAAAAUAAUAUUAUUCGACGACAAAACGAAAUUGCUUUGCUUGCUCAAGGAGACGAACUUGAAAGGCGCUGUGAGAUCAUAAACCGUGAAUUGCGAGUACUUAGUUCAAUGAGUGAAAUAGAAAAAACAGAGGAGAUUCAUCAUCGUGAAGAAACGCUACUUACGCAACUUGUAACGCUUGUCAAUCAACGAAACCAACUAGUUCAAAUUGAAGAUACUCAACUGCAACAAAGUGCAAAAGAUGAAGAACAUGUUCAAAGUGUGCUCUCGCAGCAAACAUCGUUUUCACAAAAAUCAUCUACUAUGGAGUCUAUGGUGGGCUGGGUCAGAGGUUUUAAAACGAAAUUUUGGUAGCAGUAUCUUCCAGUUAAUAUGCUGUUAAUAUAACACCUCGUUUUGGUAACGAUAAACAGAGUUCAUCAAUGAACACACUCUGGACAGAAAUCAUUUGGAAAUCAAAGAAAUAAACUUUACAGCGGUAUGCUUAUAACGUACGACCACACUGUUGAUAUUGUUGUCCUUUACAUAAUUUAUUUUGCUAAUUGUUACGUUGGGUGCGAACCAUGGGCAUGCAUACCGAAGUAAUCGUGCGCUUAUAAAAACAUGAAACAUUUAAAGUAGAUGCAAAAAGUGUGUAGUACUGUUGGUGGAAUGUGUUUUUUAAAGAUUUUUAUUUUUAUCGUUUAUAUUUUGCGAAUUUCUUUAGUUGCGUUUUGUAUAUAUCACAGCGGAUAUAGGCUGAUUUUGGCUAAACGUUUAUAAAGCAUGCAUGGUAACAACUUGCUCAAUUAACGCCUCCUCAGUCGUCAUCCUUACUUCCGCAAGGGACACGAUUAAGAAAAUUAAGGGGAACUGGGUUCUAAGGUCGUGAAAAGUUUCACGUGUAAAAGCAUGUUCGCAAAGCUCUAACCUAAAAAAACCUUUUCAUGUGUAAGUUUUCCUGUCAUGUUGUGAUGCGUACGCAACGUCAUAUCGUGUGUAGAUAUUAUAGAAGAUGAAAUAUCGAAUUAUAUGAAUUUAUUGUGUUUAUGUAGAUACAUUAUAAAUACAAGGAUAAUAUUCCAAUCACGUGAUCUACCAGUAAUAUAGGUCCGUGUUUAAUGUUUGCUAGAAUGAAACAACGCGAACUGAAAAUUAUAAUUUCCGCUUUUGCUAUCGGUUUUUUGUUGCUGUGAGGACGUAUGACGUGCUGGUAGCUCACGUGCUGAUAAUAAAUUAAAGCGAAAAUAAAAAAUUAAAAGCACUCUUGUUC